Prunus avium (sweet cherry) is the source of this 576-nucleotide messenger RNA. NCBI's taxonomy places the organism in Eukaryota, Viridiplantae, Streptophyta, Magnoliopsida, Rosales, Rosaceae. The record is from RefSeq and is a predicted model, not a curated record.
AUGGAUUGCUUAUUAGGUGAUUGCUGAGCUGACCAAUGGAGGAGUGGACAGAAGCAUUGAAUGUACUGGAAAUGUUGAAGCCAUGAUAUCUGCGUUUGAAUGUGUCCAUGAUGGUUGGGGUGUUGCUGUUCUUGUGGGAGUACCACACAAAGAGGCUGUCUUCAAGACGCAUCCCGUGAACUUUCUGAACGAGAGGACUCUCAAGGGUACCUUCUUCGGAAAUUACAAGCCUCGAUCCGACAUUCCCUCUGUUGUGGAGAAGUACAUGAAUAAUGAACUUGAGCUGGAAAAGUUCAUCACCCACAAAGUCCCAUUCUCAGAAAUCAACAAGGCAUUUGAUUACAUGCUUAAAGGGGAAGGUCUUCGAUGCAUAAUCCACAUGGAGGAAUGAAAGCUUCAUCCUUGAUGUUUGUGUCCGCACAUUCUAAUUUUCAUUUUUUUUUACUCGUCUUUUCUUUUUUGAAAAUUUUCAAAUUUGGUCUGCAUAUGUAAUGUAAGAGAGUGUGCGAAUCUGUUUUUUUUUUUUCUUUUCAUACUGUUUAUGUCCGAGCUUCUGUUGGACAGUUGCUGUGUAUA